AUGACAGAAUCAAUGUUUGCAGAUAAGUGUAUAGAGCUAUUAGAACAAAACCUUGCACAACAGAAACUUGAUUUACAAAAAGAUAUUGUUGGUAUAAUGAGAGAUGGAGAAAGUCUUAGUAAUAGUGAAAAGUGUAUUGACAUUAUAAAAUCAUUAAAACAAGCAUAUGUACUCAAACAAAAUAACAAAUGCUCUGGUAUUUUAAUAUGUGGUGACUUUAACUAUGCAAACAUCAAGUGGAACGAUGAAAGUUUUAGUGAAAUUAUAAAUGACAGUGACACAACAGCAAACCUUAUUUUGACUGCUAAUAGCAACAGAGUUUAUUUUCUUGAACAUUUUCCACCGUUAGGUGGUAUCGAUUAUGGUCAUCAUGUUUUGAAAUUUCGAUUUGGACUAAGUGUUAAUGAAUGUUACGAAAAACGGCUAAGAAAAUAUGAAAUAGGAUGUGAAAAAUAUAUCCCAACGCUAAAUUUAGAUAAAAACUCUUUUCAACUAAAAAAUAACUCACUAUGGAUGACAAGUGAACUUAAAAGCAUGUGUAAAGAAAAGAAAAAAUGUUGGUUUAGAAACAGAAAUUCAGGUUUUAAAAGUCUUUUAGAAGUCAAUAAGUAUAAGAAAUUAAAUAAAGAUAUAAAAAAACUUGUCAAGAAAACCAUAAAGCUACUUAAUGGUAUUAUAACUACUGAUAAUCAAGAGGUAGUAAACACUCUUAAUGAAUUCUUUGCUUCUGUGUUUAUACAAGAUGACUCACCAGAAGAAGUUUUAGACGACAAUCUUUUAACAAAAUGUUCUGAUCCAGAUUUUAGUAUUUCUAUUAUUCAGAAACAUUUGAGUAAUUUAAACAUGUACAAAUCAGAUAAUGUUCACCCAAAAGUUUUAAAGGAAUGUUCAGAAUCUUUGUCAAGUUCUUUAGCAAUAAUAUUUGUUAAAUCGUUUAUUACAGGAUCUAUUCCAAAGUUAUGGUCAUGUGCAAACGUUGUUCCGUUAUUCAAAAAAGGAAAUAAACUAGAUCCAACAAAUUAUAGAUCGGUUUCAUUAACAUCAAUUGUUGAAACAUUAGAUUUAAUCACGCAAGCGUAUGAAGAAGAUAUUUCCGUUGAUGUUUUAUUUUUGGAUUUUAAAAAAGCGUUUGAUUCAGUCUCUCACACGAAAUUACUGAAAAAAUUAUUCAGACUAGUAUUUGUAUCAUCUUUGUUAAAUUGGUGUAAAUCAUUUUUGUCAGACCGAACACAGAGGGUUGUGAUAGGGGAAUAUAUUUCAAGUUGGAAGAUGGUUACUAGUGGAGUACCACAAGACGAUACCAAAGUUAUUUCAAUCAAUCAUUGUUAUGAUGAUAAUAAAAUAUUACAAGAGGAUAUUAACAGAUUAGUUAAAUGGUCUGAAGAUUGGUUAAUUACAUUUAAUGAAUCAAAAUGUAAAGUGAUGUAUAUUGGCAAAAAGAAUCCAAGAUAUGAAUAUAAAUUGAACAACUCUGUUUUAACAGAAACAAUGAUAGAAAAUGAUCUUGGGAUUUUCAUUUCAAAUAAUCUAGAGUGGAAAUAUCAUAUUAAUUCGGCUAUAGGUAAAGCAAACAGAAAAUUAGGCAUGAUCAAAAACUCUUUUGAGUAUUUGGAUGAACUUUCAUUAAAGUUACUAUACAAAUCGUUAGUACGUCUCCAUUUGGAAUAUGGAGCAACAGUUUGGAGUCCAUUUUGGAAAAAGGACAUUGACAAUCUUGAAAUUGUGCAACACAGGGCUACGAGAAUUGAUUCUUUAAGGGGAAGUCGUAUGAAGAAAAGAUUAAAGAUACUUGAAUUGCCAACUUUGUUUGAUAGAAGAAGAAGAGGUGAUCUGAUUCAAAUGUAUAAGAUCUCAAAAGGGAAAGAUAUUGUUAAUUUUUACCACCCUCCUUUAAAUUUUGAGCUGGAGCGAUCUAGUAGAAGUAACAAUUGUAGAAUACGCAGACAAUUUACAAAAUCAAGAAUUCGUCACCAUUUCUUUACAAACAGAGUUAUAAAUGAUUGGAAUUCUCUUCCACAAUGGAUAUUAGAUAAAGAUAAUUUGAACAUUUUUAAAAACAGUAACGAUAAUUAUUUCGGCUUCUGA
Molecule: messenger RNA, 2085 nt
Organism: Hydra vulgaris (swiftwater hydra)
Lineage: Eukaryota; Metazoa; Cnidaria; Hydrozoa; Anthoathecata; Hydridae
Source: RefSeq, a predicted model, not a curated record